GAGGAGAGCAUUUCCGGGGCGGGGAUAGUUCAUUGCGACGCGUUGAGGGCAUUCUGAGGUGGGCGGACCGUGGAGCUGUGGCUGCGACGCUUGGAGACUCCAUAAAGUGUCAAAAAACAGACAACUAACACCAUGGCUGAGUUGGACCUUAGCCUGAGCGACGCGCUAACGGACAGCGCUCCUCAGUUGGGCCAAGAGAACCAGGUGGAGCGGGACUUUGUGGCUCAGCUGGAAGCGGAAACCUUUGACGAUCAGGUGAAGGAAACGGUCGGGAAGACGGACUUUAUCCCCUUGUUGGACAACGACGACGUCAGGGCAGAUACGAGUGCUGGAUUGGAGAACGGAGAGCAGGAGGCAGGGGUGCAAAAGCCUGGUGUGUCCCAGCCUGGCGAUAUAGGGAAAAACAUGGAGGUGGGAGCGUCCCCCCUCCAAGCAGAGAAGCCCCCAAGCAUAGCAAAGCCACAGCAUCCCACUUUUCCAGCAGAUGUCCCCAAGGAAUCCAGUCCAAUGCCUGAACCUUCUUACAGCUCUCUAUCACCAGGUCUCUUAGAUGACUCCUGGACAGACCAGACUGGUGUCCUAUCAACAGCCGCACCUUUCCCUCCAAGUGUCUCAGUUGUGUUCGAUAAGCAAACCGACAAUCAUGCUGCGAGUCCCGAGGAGCCACCGGAUUCAUGGCCUGGUGGUGAAAGUGCCGUCUGUGGAGGUGGCGACGACAAAGACGGAGAUGCAUCAGACCGAAAACAGAAGAAGAAGAAGAAAAGGAGACAAAAAGAUGAGGGAUCUUACGAACAUGAGAGUAGCGGCCAACAAGAACCGCAAACGGGGGACAACAGUCCUUUAGCAGAGGAGUACUACCAUAGGAUAGGCCCAAGGAGGGAUAGAGGCGACGGCGGAUGGGAGGAGCACCUCGGAAAGGGUGGGGCUCGAGGAAAAAGGGGUAAAAAUCGCAAGAAGCUUCCGGAGGAGUGGGCAGUCAGCGCCGAACCAUUUGUUCCUUCAUCUGUGACAACAACGGUGAUGGAUGUGGAGAGUUCAACUCAAGCAAACGUUGAAGUAUCAUUUGUGGACACGAGCGCCCCCCAGACAUUGUGGAACAAGGCAGACUCAGAUGAAGGGUUGGGUCCCCUCUCUCAGAUACAUGAAGAUGUGUCUCCAGUUGCUGCUAACAUCAAUCCAUUGGUCUUGAAUAGUGAGUUGAAAGCGACAGCAGCUCCAUUUACAAUGCCAUCCUCUGCCACUAAAGCUGGUGUUCCUCCUGUUGACGAUCCAUUUGAUCUCUUGAUGGACUCGGAAAACGCCAGCUUGGGCCACAACAGUCAGGCCUUUUCUCCACCCUUCUCUCCAGAGGAUAAAGCGGGUGACGUCAUGGACAGCGGGAUAUUUGACAACUCAACUUCUUUUCCAAAUUUUUCUGUUCAAGGCAUGCCUGAUAUAGACACCUCAGCUUUUAGCUCCGAUUCCCACACAAGUCUAGGUCUUUCUCCGCAAGGUGAGUUGUUGGCUUCCGCCCCUCCUCUGUCCCCGUCUGAUGCCUCAUGGCUGCUCAACAGCUCCCAUCGCAGCAGUAACAGUGACCUGCUCGACUUGAGUCAUCCUUUACCCUUAGGUCUGACCUUUGACACUCCAAGUCCAGCACCCCUACGAUCCCCCAAAACAACAGCACAAGAGCAGCAGUCAAAAGAGCAAAAAGGUGUCAAAUUAAGCCAGAAGAAGUCAGUCUCCUCAGCAAAAAGCCCCACCACCCCUGAAGCAACGAGCUGCUCCCCACAGGCCUCCCCCAUCCCAACUCCAUCCUCACCUCCAUCUGGACUUCCUGGGUCUGGUCUUAAUCCUGCAGCUAAGCCUUUCUUUCCCAGCUUUGUUGAUCCUGUGGAUGAACCAGCUGUGACCCCUCCAGUUGCCCCCACCAUGGAAGUAAAGCCGGAAAAAAUGGAGAUGGAAGAAGAAAAAGCGGAGAAGAACGGGGAUGUGAAGAAGGUGGAGCCGUCUGACCAAGUAGAUGCAGCCGAACAGAAAAAGGACAAAGUGGAAGUCGUAACUAGUGAGACUCCAGCCAAAAUGGAGAAAGAAGAGAAGGUUGAACAGGUGAAAGAGGAGAAACAAUUAGACAAACAUACAGAGAAAGAAGCCGAACGAGUGGAUGAGAAGAAAGAGACGGCAAGUGUUAAAGAGAAUGAAACCGAGAAAGUAGAGGCUGUUCAGGAGAAGCAAGAGAAGGCAGAAGAAGCUGCAGUCAAAGUGGACGAGGUGGAGAAAACCCCUCAAAAGCCCGAGGAGGUCGACAGAGAGAAGAAAACAGAAGAAAAAGCUUUGGAGAACAAAGCAGAAGUGGAGAACCACACUACUGAGAAGGAGCAGAAAACAGAAGAGAAAGAGCUGAAAAGAGAGGAGAAGGAACAUAGAGAGGAGUACAUCGAGCUUCCCAGCAAGGCUGAUGACGUCUCUGAUAAAACUGAGAAGAUGGAUGUUACCGAGACAAAAAUGACGACCGAGAUAGAGGACACCAAGAAGGAAAAGACAGACACUGAAGCGACCGAGAAGGAAGCUCCAGCAAGCGAACCUUCGGAGAAGCCUGAAGUAAAAGUGCCGCAGACGGAGGAGAAGAAGGAGAAGCAAGAAAAAAUCCCGGCGGAGAAAAAAGAGGAGAAAAAGCCCGUCAAAUCGGAAGGAGAAAAGAAUAAAAAACCAUCAAAACCUGCAGCAGGUGGAAGCAGUGCAGCCCACAGCAAAGACAGCGCCGACAAGAAGACCAAGCCUACCGCCGGGUUAACCAAACCAGGCACCGCCAGCAAAACGAGGCCGAACUCUGCGGCCGCCGGCGUUUCUCUCACAGCCAGUAAGCGUCCCACUCCUCCCCUCACCACCAGUACCUCAGACAAAAAAACAGCAGCACCUAAGACUACAUCCAGCACCCUUGCUGGGCCCAAGCGGCCCGCAGUCUCUUCCAUCAGUCGCCCUUCAUCCUCCACCACAUCGCGAGAUCUUAAGUCUAAGCCCCCACAGCCAACCACAGAGAAGCGCCCUCCAGUGGCUAAACCCAGCACUGCUACCUCAAGUAAAAACGGCCCCAGCGCUGCCACCAAAAACGGAACCACAGCAGCCAGUAGAACCACUACAACAGCCCGCACGGCCGCGUCUACCCGCACGACGCCGAGCGCCACCGCCGCCAAAAAACCUCUGGGCUCUAAAGCUGCAGAAAGCAAACCAGGAGACGAGAAGAAACCUGGCAGUCUGAAGACUUCUACAGCUGAUUCUGCCAAACCCAAAACCACCACCACCACCACCCGCACCGCAGCCUCCACCUCUGCUGCCGCCCCUCGCACUCGACCCCCCGCAGCCAAACCGCCCGCACCCUCCUCCACCACGGGUGCAGCACAGGAGAAGAAGCCCCCGGUGCCCCGAGCCCCCCGCGCUCCCGCUUCAACCACCACGGCAGCCGCAUCUAAGCCCGCCGCCCGGCCCGGCUCGGCGACAGCUCCUGACGUCCGCAACGCUCGCUCGAAGAUCGGCUCCACGGACAACAUGAAGCACCAGCCCGGCGGGGGGAAGGUGUCUUCUGUCUCUCAGAGCAGGACCGCCACCUCCAAAGAAACCAACCUGAGCAAAGUUCAAAUAGUCUCCAAAAAGCUGGACUUCAGCCACGUCACCUCACGCUUGGGCUCCAAGGACAAUAUGAAGCAUGUUCCUGGUGGAGGGAAUGUGCAGAUUCUCAACAAGAAGGUGGAUGUCAGUAAAGUGACGUCAAAGUGCGGCUCCAAGGACAACAUCAAGCACAAGCCAGGGGGAGGAGCUGUGAAAAUCGAGUCUCGCAAAGUGAACUUCAGGGAAAAGGCUCAGUCCAAAGUGGGCUCCAUGGACAACGUGAGCCAAUCCGCUGGAGAUGAUGUCAAGGAAGUCACAGAGGGGAGUGGAGCCGCCCAGGGCGCCAGCCCAGACUCCGCCCCCGAGCCGGGGCAGGCCGGGAGUCCUCCUACCCACGAGAACGGGCUAAAGGAAGGGGCCUCCGGUCACGGUGAGGGUCUCCAGGAGCCCCAGGUCCUGGACUCGCUCAUCCCAGAGACAAGCAUCUAAUUCUUCUAACCCUCUCCCCCUCCCCUCCUCCUCAUUUCAACCCCCCCUCCACACCUCCCCCACCCCUCCUCUCCUUGUUUUUAUAUUUUAUCUUUUGCACCCCCUCUCUGCCUCCCCCCUUCCUGUCCCCCCAAAAACUGUCUGCUGCAGAUUGAGUCUUUCCAGCUCAACUUCCGCGAGAACGCUCGCUCUUGCACGGACCACGGCGCCAACAUCGUCAUCUGCCCCUCCCCUCACCCCAGGACAACGGCAACAGACCCCGCCCACAUGGCCCCUCCUGCACAGCCUCUCUCCAUUUAACACAGUGUAUAGCCGGCUGCAUGAUCACUCCCUCCACCCCCUCCCAGAGGGUGGGGGGGCAGCUCCUCCUCUCGUCAACCUCCUUCAUCUUAAACGUGUUGCGAUGGUGCGGUCGUCCCCCCUCCCCCGUCCACGCCUCGGCUCUCGUCUCGGACGGCGUUCCCUCGGCCUCACUCGUAGAGCAGCGGCGAAACCCGUGUGACCCUCAGUGACAUCAUCAUCUGACUCACCUGUUCCAUAGUGAUGGACUUCACAGCUCAUUUACCGUGAACACCCAAAAAACGAAGGUUACUCAAAUCCUUUAGGCUCUUUCUUCUCUGUGUUUGUGAUGACGUGUUGGAGUGACGUAGAAAAGAGCUUUAGCUUUACGUUUGGAUCUGUUUUUCCUUCUUAUCUAUUUAUUUAUUCUGUCUCUAAAAGCAAUACAGCAGGUGGUGGAGUAUUCUCCAGUCGUACAUCUCGGAAACACGCACAGAUUUCUGCGAACUCGGACACACAGAGGAGAGGGCGGUUCCGGUCAGAGAGAGAAGAAAGGUUGAGUUGUGCCUGGAAUGUAUUUGGAAGAGUAGGCUCUGUCUAGUGUGUCUCUUACGUGCCUCGCGUCCGUCUUACCUGAAAACCCGACGGUGCAGCCCGGACCUGCUCCAGGCGGGCCGGGUUCUGUCGUGAGGGUCGGCCGGUUGUCGGCCGGUGGUUGUUGUCAGGUAGACUCGAUGUGACUCAGAUUUCCCUCUAACUGCUGCCUUUCAUCAUGCAUGGCUAGAUCUCCUAAACUGACAGUUCUUCUGUUGUGACAUCCAUUGUGAAAUCUCAAAGGGCAACUUGUUUUUUUGUUUGUUUUUUUUUAUGUAAAAUGAGCUUAAAGUUGUAGAUGCUGACGGCUGCAGUGUCACCUUUAAACCAAGUGCUCCUAACUUUGCAUGUAGUCGAGAAAUCGUGAAAUUUAUGCCUUUGAAACGCACGAAAACACUGACAAACUCAUGAAGCUGCUGCUGUCUGAGAUGACAGAAGUCUGACCUAAUCCAGCUAGAACCCAGAGUAGAAUAAAUAGUCCGAUCCACCGUUCCACGUGAACUCCUGAUACAUCAGCCUGAAUAUGACUCUCAGAAACCCUCAACGUACUUCAUCAGAUUGUACUGAAACGACGAGAAACCGGCUCCAUGUCAAACGCUAACGCUUUAGCAAACAUGGCUGCCAUGCACGGUCACAUCUCAUUUUAGCUUUUUCGUUUUUUUUUUGCGUCAUCCAAUUUUUGACUCAGCAAACUGAUGAGCAGAAUUUCCAUUUAUAUAAAACGACUCAAAGCACAUUACAGGACACACUAUACACCCUGUACAGCUGUCUGAUAUUAACAAAAUAAUAAUAAAAGUCUACUUUCUGAUCAAGUUUCACAAUAAGAGCGUAUCUAAAGGAUAUUACUGACAAUGGACACAGCCUCAAACUGCAUAUUUAAAAAAUAAACUGCUUAAGGAAUGGAAAGGAUCUCAUUUUUAGUCCAUUUUUACGCAAAAAUUUCCCUUUUUUUUCUUUUGCGUUAUGCUAACAGCGUUUUUUUUUUUUGCUGACUCAGCAAAUUGAUGAGCAGAACUUCCUGUUUUACAAAUUCAACAUGUAUUCAAAAGAUUCAAACCACAACAAGACACUAUACACCCUGUACAGCUGUCUGAUAUUAACCAAAAAAAGUCUACUUUCUGAUCAAGUUACAUAAUAAGAUAAAGAAACUGCAAAUCACGAUUUAGAAAAUAAACUCCUUAACGAAUGAAGUUUGCUACAAGGUUCGUACCUCACUAUUCUCUCUGUACAGCUGUCUGUCAAAUUUUCAAAAUAAGAGUCAAUAUUACUGAGAAGGGACGCAGCCUCAAACUGCUAAUCACGUUUUUUAAUUUUCAAAAACUGCUGCUUAACAAAAGGAGAAAGCUUUGCUUCAAACUGAACCGCACCUUAACGCUUUCAUGUAUCGAAGAGGGCUGAUAUCUAACUGUAAACGUACUUUUAUGAAGACAUAAUCUAAUGGGAGCUUUUUGUAUCCAGCUCCUCACUUAUUCUAUUGUUUUUGCUCACACUGAAAUCCAUUUAAAGAUAUUAGUAUUUUAUUCCAGUGUUUAAACAGAAUCGGGCAAUAAUUAGUAUUUAUUGUUCUAGGGAUUUUCUUGAUUGUUUUAUAAGGAGGAGAUGCGUUUGCCCGCAGACGAGUUCCCGCCUCUACUGCUUGUUGCUGAGCUCCUCUUCAUCGCCAUGAAAUUCCAAAAGAAACGAAAUGCUGCAGCAAAAGGGUUUGUUGUGGGGGGGUUGGUUUCCACAGUUUUAAAGGGGAGGAAGGGUUUUAUCAUGACUGUUAUGGCUGUUAAUUAUUCUUAGUCUGAGAAAUGCCUUUUUCCUUUGAAAGGGGCCACUGAAUUGUCGACGCAACACUUUCUUUUUGUACAUGUAUUUAUGGUUGUUUUCCUGCAGCCUCGUGGUGGGCGGGGCUGCACCUGCCACUAAACUAAAGACUCCUCCCAGAAGCUGCAAACCUGGCAACCUAAAAAACCUAUCCCAGUUCGCCCACAAAUCCAGUCUUAAGGUAGUCAAACAGAAGGCGUGAAUCUGAUGACGUGGGGGCGGAGUGACUUGUGCAGGUUCCUUUAGACUCACACGAGGCUGCUUGAGAGUAUUUAGAAACUGAAGGGAGGGAGCCUAACACACUAUAGCUCGACGGUAACACGACUAACUGUGAGAGUCCAGUUUGUGACGAAUGCUGGUCAGAGAGCUCUCCAUGGAGCAGUGAGACGGUUCAUCCAUCGCUCUAGAGCACCUUCUAAACCUGCAGAGCAUGCUUACAUCACACAGUGGAUGUGUUAGCUAGACUUAUCAUUUGCAGACCCUCCUUGAAGUUCUGUGUGGGUUUUCUUUUUUAAGUUUCUUUCCUCUUCUUUUAUUUUUUUGGAUUGAGCAAAAGUGUUUAUUGUGAUUACUUGUUAAUUAGUGAUGUGAUUAUUAAACAUGAAAUAAAUUGGACUAAAAUUCUC
Oryzias melastigma (Indian medaka) is the source of this 7382-nucleotide messenger RNA. Its product is annotated as microtubule-associated protein 4. Gene Ontology annotation, molecular function: microtubule binding. Gene Ontology annotation, biological process: microtubule cytoskeleton organization; neuron projection development. The transcript is spliced from 16 exons. Bases 133 to 4074 code for a protein of 1313 amino acids. The record is from RefSeq and is a predicted model, not a curated record. NCBI's taxonomy places the organism in Eukaryota, Metazoa, Chordata, Actinopteri, Beloniformes, Adrianichthyidae. Gene Ontology annotation, cellular component: neuron projection.